CCCCAGGGAGACGCCACACCAGCAACAGAAAGUCUUGCAGGACAGCAGGAUGCCACCUAAAACCAAAGGAAAGGGGAGAAAAGCUGAGGCACGGAAGAAGAAAAUGAAUUCAGGUCCUGGUGUGGAGGCUGAGGCCAAGCACAGGCUGGUGCUGCUCGAGAAGGAGCUACUUCAGGACCGCUUGGCUCUACAGAGGGAAGAGGCUCGCCGAGCCAGGGCUUCUGAAGACGGGCUGAAGCAGAGGUUACGAGGGCUAGAAGCUGAGCUGGAAAGAACCCAAAGUGAAGGGAAGGCCGUAUAUGCAGAGAUGAGCCGCCAGCGGCAAGCCCUACAGGAGGAGCUGGGGACCCGAAGCAAACAUCUGGAGGAGGAAGUGAGAAGUCUAAAGGAGCAGCUGGAAACAUGCCAAAGGGAGGCUAAGACAGCAAAGGAAGAGGCUGAGCAAGCCCUCAGAAAGCAAAAUGGAACCCUGGCUCAGCUUCAUGCCCACGUGGCAGACAUGGAGGCCAAAUAUGAGGAAAUCUUGCAUCUGAAAAUGGGGUGUUCACAGGACAACCUGGACUGUCUACUGGCCAAGCUGAGAGUGGUCAAGCCUCACUGGGAUGCAGCUGUGCUGAGACUCCACACCAGACUCAAGGAGCAGCUUCAGCAAUUUGGUCUCAACCCCCUGGAUCUUUGAAGCCGCUGGCCUCUAAUCUCUAAGCCCUAUCAAUAAAGCAACUUGAUGUAGAAUUCAACAGAACUGUGGAUUAUGGUCUUUGGCAGUGAGAACAUCUGUUCUGGGUUGACCCAUUGUCCUAAACACUGAGUGGUAAGAAGUAGACAAUGUUCUAAACCCUUUCCUGCAGAAACUAGAUCCCAUUCCCUUAAGCCUGGGGUACUUUUGGUCCCUUGAAACUAUCUUGGCUUAAAUGGGCAUGGUGGUGCAUAUCUUUAAUUCCCACACUUGGGAGGCAGAGGCAGACAGAUUUCUGAGUUCGAGGCCAGCCUGGUCUACAGAGUGAGCUCCAGGACAGCCAGGGCUACACAGAGAAACCCUGUCUCGAAAAAAACAAACAAAC
This is a messenger RNA of Mus pahari (shrew mouse), 1061 nucleotides long. RefSeq names its product coiled-coil domain containing 153 (gene Drc12). NCBI's taxonomy places the organism in Eukaryota, Metazoa, Chordata, Mammalia, Rodentia, Muridae. Bases 50 to 679 code for a protein of 209 amino acids. The transcript is spliced from 7 exons. The record is from RefSeq and is a predicted model, not a curated record.